AUGAAAGGCGGCGACAUUGAGGCGGGCGGCGACGUCGAGGCGGGCACCGCGGCACCGAAGGGGGCGCCGUACCCCGGGACGACAGAGAGCCCGGAGUUGCGCUGGGCGCUCAUCCGGAAGGUUUACGUCGUCCUCUGCCUGCAGCUUCUCCUCACCGCCGUCGUCGCGGUCGUCUUCGUCAAGGUCCGCAGCAUCCCGCAUUUCUUCGCCUCCUCCUACGUCGGCCUCGGGCUGUACAUCUUCAUCCUCAUCUUCCCCUUCAUCGUGAUGUGCCCAUUGCACUUCUACCGCCAGAAGCACCCGGUCAACCUGCUGCUGCUUGGCGUCUUCACAGUGGCCAUCAGCUUCUCUGUGGGCUUGACAUGUGCCUUCACUAGUGGCAAGGUCAUUUUGGAGGCUGGGAUUCUUACAAUCGUGGUUGUCUUGAGCCUCACUGCUUACACCUUCUGGGCUGCAAGGAGGGGCAAGGACUUUAGCUUCCUUGGUCCUUUCCUAUUUGCUUGUCUGAUGAUUUUGCUCGUCUUUGGGUUCAUUCAGAUCUUCUUCCCGCUGGGCAAGCUCUCUCACAUGAUCUAUGGCGCGCUGGCGGCACUCAUCUUCAGUGGCUACAUUGUCUAUGACACGGGCAACAUCAUCAAGCGUUACAAGUAUGACGAGUAUGUCUGGGCCGCCGUCACGCUCUACCUUGACAUCAUCAAUCUGUUCCUGGGCCUGAUGACCCUGUUUAGGGCGGGUGACAGCUAG
Triticum turgidum subsp. durum (durum wheat) is the source of this 744-nucleotide messenger RNA. The record is from the annotation of a GenBank genome assembly. Lineage: Eukaryota; Viridiplantae; Streptophyta; Magnoliopsida; Poales; Poaceae.